Messenger RNA from Danaus chrysippus (African queen), 2043 nucleotides. Lineage: Eukaryota; Metazoa; Arthropoda; Insecta; Lepidoptera; Nymphalidae. The record is from the annotation of a GenBank genome assembly.
AUGACUCUAUUGGGUCUCAAUUAUAUCAUUUUAACGAUAAACCAUACAAUUUUCAAGGUGCUGUUAAAAACUUCAGCUGGUGACAUAGACAUUGAACUAUGGACCAAGGAGACUCCUAAAGCUUGUCGUAACUUCAUACAGUUAUGUAUGGAAGGAUACUAUAAUGGCACAAUAUUCCACCGAGUGGUCCCCGGUUUCAUAGUACAGGGUGGUGAUCCCAAUGGGGAUGGAACAGGAGGUGAAUCAAUAUAUGGAGAACCAUUUAAGGAUGAGUUUCAUUCUCGUCUGCGGUUCAAUCGUCGUGGUCUGGUAGCGAUGGCCAACGCCGGUAAGGAUGACAACGGCUCCCAGUUCUUUAUAACCCUGGGUUCAACUCCCGAGCUGCAAAACAAACACACAAUCUUUGGAAAGGUUACCGGUGAUACGAUAUACAACGUGCUCAAACUGACCGAGGGUUUGAUCACCGAUGACAGACCUGAUCAUCCACACAAAAUCAUCACUACUACAAUCAUCAUCAAUCCCUUCACCGAUAUCACGCCCAGGGUGAAGGAAAUCGCGCCAGAACAGAAAAAGACGAAGAAGAAAGAAAUACAGGGUGUUAAGAACUUGGGUCUUCUGUCUUUCGGUGAGGAUGCUGAGGAAGAUGAAGAUGAAGCCCAGGAGUACAGAGGUAAACCCAAGUCAACACACGACCUACUACAAGAUCCUACACUCAUUAACAAAACCGCUGCUGAACUGGAAUUAGAAAAUGACGUGAAAGAUGAUCAGAAGAUGCAACAGAAGAAAGAAGAAACAUUAACAACAGUUAGCAACAUACGGGACAAGUUAAAGAAGAGGGAAAGAGACGGAAAUACGAAUGAGGGUGAGAACAAGAAGGACGGAAGUCCGGAGGAGAAGAAGAUGAGAGAAGAGAGUGAGUCAGAAGAAGAAGAAGAAUACUACCUGGGGAAGGAGAGAGAUAUGGAGAGAAGGAAAGAGACAGAUCGCAUACGUAACGAAAUCAGACAGCUGAAGAAGGAAAUGAGAGGACCUAAAGAAGUUAAAGAAGAAGUAAAAGAAACAGAAACUAAGAAGAGUGUUGAGGAUAAUGAAAUGUAUAAAGAAUUUGUAGAAGAACAAGAAAAAUAUAAGAAAAUGAAAGAAAAGAUUCCUAAGAAAGGAGCUGCCAGAGGAAGAAGAACAAAAUUCACGAGAAAUACAACAAGAAGGAAAGUUUGGGUCAAGAACUUGUAUGAGAACCGCGACUUCCCAGACAAUUACACGGAUUCGAAGUUCCUAGAAGAAUUAAAGAAGAAUCUUUUCAUUGAAAAAGUAACUCUAUCGCAAGCUGUACAAGGUUCAUUUCGGGUCGUCUUACGAAUGUGUCUGUGUGUGCUAUUCGGUGUUCUAUUCGUGUAUAUGUACAACAAUCUAGUCCACACGCACACAGUCAUAUAUAUCUCUAUAUUCGUGACGUCACUGUGUUAUGUUAUGUAUGUGUGGGUGGAAGGUUGUAAGAUGUUGAGGCAUUUGAAAAUAGUCCUUAUUUAUAUAGUAUUAGGGUACAUCCUCUCUCCUAUACUACAUACUCUCACUGAUACAGUCAGUACAGAUACUAUUCACGCGUGGUCCGUGUGUAUGUUGCUGGUACAUCUAAUCUUCUUUGAUUACGGCGUUUCUUCUGCCUUUGUCUCAAACUCUCUCUCUAUAAAUGCUGCCAUUUUCUCUUCUGUUUGUCUCGUCUCAAGACUAUCUACAGCAUUCGACGCGUUCGUUCUUCUGACUAUAUCAGUAAUCUUCUUCGUGUUAAGUCCUCAGUUGUUCUCCGUGUUUCUCCACACUAGAUUCUUCUUAUUUCUCUUCUUUAUCACUCUGUUGUUGACUGUUGUUUCAUUGUAUACAGUGUCGUCUAUUCUGUUGUUUUAUUUCGUGUUGCUAGUCGCUGUUGUUAGCGGCUGGUGUCCCUUAAUGUUCGUGAGGUGGCAAAAAUAUAAAGACAACAUACACGGGCCAUGGGACGAAGCGAUAAUUCAUAAUUCUGAUGAAUUCGAUGAGUUUGGAUGA